Molecule: messenger RNA, 1497 nt
Organism: Emericellopsis cladophorae
Lineage: Eukaryota; Fungi; Ascomycota; Sordariomycetes; Hypocreales; Bionectriaceae
Product: Transcription factor-like protein
Exons: 1
Coding region: 1-1497 (498 amino acids)
Biological process (GO): regulation of transcription by RNA polymerase II
Cellular component (GO): nucleus
Source: RefSeq, a predicted model, not a curated record
AUGAUGGCUACUAGAACCGCAGUCGCCGAGUCUCUGGCACUACCACCCGCCAAACGAUUGCGUCUAGACCGUGACCUCGAUCUCAACAUAGAAACCGACACCAACACCACGAUUGACGACGACCUCUAUACUGCCCAAUCACCCAUCUCGACAGCGGAUACAGUCUCAUCUCCGGCAACUACCACCGCAGCUACUACGCCUAAGACUCCCCGGUUUCCAUCUGAUCUGAAGACCCUGCCUUGCACCUGGCCGGGUUGCCCCAAGACCUUCAACCGACCCGCCCGUCUACGAGAUCACCUCAACUCGCACACCAACUCUCGACCCUUUGUCUGCCCCUACGAUGGUUGUGAAAAAGACUAUACUGUCGACAAACAUCUGAAGCAGCACAUCAAGGCGACCCAUACCCAGGAACGGAAACAUGUCUGCCCCCGAGAAGGCUGUGGCAAGAGCUUCGUCACCGGAACACGCCUAAAGCGUCACCAAGCGGUUCACGAAGGGGCUGAACGAUUCAGGUGUCAGGACUGCGGACAGAGCUUUCGGAAAAAGGACACACUCGCCAAGCAUGUUCGGAAGGAGCAUCAGGGACUCAAGGGCUUCCCAUGCGCAGAGAAGGGCUGCGAUGCUGCAUUCGACACAAAAGCAUCGCUACGCAAGCAUGUCGAGCGGGAGCACGGGACGGCGAGAUUCUGGUGUCACGAAUGUGCCAAGCAAUCGUCUCCCGACGGAGAGCCACGCGGGACAGGCUUCACGACCGAGCUUCUGCUGCAGAAUCACCUGAAGCAAGAGCACCAGGACUGCAUGUUUUGCGAGUUUAGGUCCUCAAAACAAGGCGAUCUAGAGAGGCACGUCGAGAUGCAUCAUUCGGGCAAGACGGUUGAUGACAGACGGACCGAGCCAUGCUCCUAUCCGGAUUGCGACAAGUGGUUCACCAACAGAUCCAACCGGAACAACCAUGUUCGAACGGUACACGAGGGCCAGCGAUUCAUCUGUGGGGGCAUCACAAUUAACAUUGGUGGGUGGUCGAAUGACCAAGGGUGUGGCGAGCACUUCACCUCCAAAGCGAGGCUGGAGGACCAUGUUCGAUACGUUCAUCUGCGUCAAGAUCGACCCAAGGUCUCCGUGCCAGCAAUUGUGCCGGAGCAAGAGAGACCUGGUUACCUGGAUACCCUGGUCCACGGUGCUGUGGACGCGGUAUACACAUGCUACGUCUGCACCCUGCCAUUCAACGGCCCCGAAGAGGUGGAUGCGCAUAUUGCAACUGAGCACCAAUCGUUCGACCCCGACAGCUUCUUCCAAGACGGCGAGGCUUUAGAUGCCGGUCUGUUUGGGAUGGACAGCCAAUGCCCAGCAGACAAUGAGCAGGAAGUGAUUUUCGCUGCAGACGUGGAUUACGGUGCUGCGAAUGACGCAUGGGCACAAGACGAAGAGAACAUCUUCAAUUUGGCGAGCGACUCGCCCCGUCGGGAGAAUGGGCCUAUUGACCCUAAUCUCUUAUGA